Messenger RNA from Nicotiana tabacum (common tobacco), 1429 nucleotides. Its product is annotated as 12S seed storage protein CRB-like. The record is from RefSeq and is a predicted model, not a curated record. Lineage: Eukaryota; Viridiplantae; Streptophyta; Magnoliopsida; Solanales; Solanaceae.
CAUUAUGUAUUAACUUGAGUUAAUGGGAGACUGCAGUACCGGAGCUAUGCAUGGUAUAGGGGGCUCAAUUGAAUCCUCUUCGUCGCAAAAUUGUACUUCAUAUAUUGAAUUCCUGCCAGUGAAGGAGGAAAAUACGGAUAUCGAGGAGAGUUGUAUUGGGAAGGGUUUGGAUUCGUGGGGCGGUUUUAGACUUCACUAUGUCUGGUCGGAUCUUUCAGUACGAAUGAGAGCGAAGAUGGUGUACGAAGGAGAAGGUGGUGGAUACUCUGAAUGGUGUCCCAAAGAGCAUGAAGUUCUACAGGACCACAAUAUAGGUGCUGCUAAGCUUGUUCUUUCCACCAAUGGCUUUGCUUUGCCUUGCUACUCUGAUUCUGCUAAGGUUGCUUAUGUUCUUCAAGGUAGCGGUAUUCUUGGUGUUGUACUUCCUGGACAAGAAGAGAAGUUAGUAGCCAUUCGAAAGGGUGAUGCGAUUGCGCUUCCUGUUGGAGUUGUCACAUGGUGGUACAAUAAAGAUGUUACAGAACUUGAGAUACUCUUUCUUGGUGAUACCAAAACUGCAGUUAAACUUGGUUCAUUCACUGACUUCUUGUUGAAGGGGUCGAACAGCAAUAAUCUCUCUUGUUUUUCCCCUGAGUUUAUUGGCAGAGCAUGGAAAUCGGACAAAAGUGUUCUCAAGACUCUCAUUGGUCCACAUCUUGCCAGGAGUAUCGUCAAGCUUAAUCCAGGCUUUGAAAUCUCAGAGGCGGAGCUAAAGGACUACAGAGAUGGCAUGUUACUCAACUGUGAGGAAACAGCCCCGUCCCGUUUUGACACUGAUGGUGGUGGAGAGAUAUUGGAUUUGAAUACCGAAAACUUGGCAAUCAUCGGCGACAUUGGACUUGGUGCUAGUCGUGCAACGUUGAAUGGAAAUGCUGCGUACUAUCCUGAAAUUUCUGUUGAUCCAGCAAUUCGCGUCACUUAUAUUAUAAAAGGCAGCGGCACAGUGAAGGUGCGUGAUUUUGGUGGUUUUGUUACAGACAGACAGAUUGAAGCUGGUGAAUUAUUUGUUGUUCCAAGAUUAUUAAGUGUGUGCAAAAUUGCCGAUCCUGAUGGCAUGGAGUGGUUCUCUAUUGUAUGCAACGAAAAUUCCAACAACUAUCUCACACUCGGCCGUUGGGGCCUCAUUUCGGAUGGCUCUAUUCCCAAAAGUUCAAGUUCUCCAGGUAGCUCUUAAUGUGCUCCAUACGUACAAAAGCAAUUUAGCUCCAGGAUUGAUUAAUUGUAUGAUCCUUUUUUUCUCAAAAUUAAUCUUAUUAGUCCAUAGCUCUAUUGAAAAAGGUAGUAUGGAGGUUUAAGAAUAACCUCCCAUUUCCAACUUUUUUUUUUGGUGUUCCUAUAAGCAGGGGAGGCUUUAUAGUCCAAUAUAUAGGACAUGUGAACUUAUGAUCUC